This is a messenger RNA of Odontomachus brunneus, 1238 nucleotides long. RefSeq names its product BLOC-1-related complex subunit 8 homolog. The record is from RefSeq and is a predicted model, not a curated record. The transcript has 2 exons. Gene Ontology annotation, cellular component: BORC complex. NCBI's taxonomy places the organism in Eukaryota, Metazoa, Arthropoda, Insecta, Hymenoptera, Formicidae. Bases 332 to 856 code for a protein of 174 amino acids.
CUGUUCUUCUCAACUGAAUCAGUGCUGCACUUCUGAUGGAAGUUUCGAGGAAACUAAUUAUGGAAUCAGCUGAUCAUGAAAUCAACUUAUGAUACUUAACUAAAGCGAUUAGUAUUUUGUCUAUAAAAGUGACAGAUAUUUAUAUUGAAGAAAAAGAAGAAUGCUGAAACACUUAUAUUAACAUAUAAAAGAACAAAGAUUUAUUGUUUCAAUUAUACUUUAAGUUCGAGUGAAAAGUUGACUUCUCCUGAAGAAGAGUAUUAAAUACAUAACAAAUACGUAAACAAACAACCACUACAUCAAUAAUUAUAUUAUUGUAAUAGUUAAAACAAUGGCUGCAAAGAUAUAUCAACCCGAUCAAGAACUAGAAACAAAAGUUAAGAAAGCAACUGAACGUAUAUCGGAGAAUAUGCAUAUUGUGGCGAAUGAGCCAUCACUCGCCUUUUAUAGGCUGCAAGAGCAUGUGAGGAAAGCUCUACCGCCAAUGGUGGAGAAACGUGUGGAGGUGUUAGCAUUGCAGCAACAGUUAUUAGGUAGAUGUUACGAUGUUGAAUACGCAGUCAGCGCAAUUAAAACCAUGCAAGGAGCUGGGAAAAGUUUUGAAAACACACUGGAGUUCAUAAAGAAUGCCAUAUUCUUCAAGCAACAGCUGAAGUAUGAGGAGCAGCGACGCAAUAAGAAGGAUAACAACAGGGAUUCCGUUUACAAACGUCUGUCCGCACAUAUUCCCACUUUGGACCAUUUGCCAGAUGAAAUAUCCGACGUUGUCAGAGAGACUGCGAAUCGGGUAGAAUCUAUGAUGAAUCAUGCCAGGCAUUCUAGCGAAGUACAGAAAUCGACUACUAUUCAUAAUUGAAGGGAUAUAUCAAGCUGUUUUGUGGUUUUCUGUGAUAAUUACUAUUUAAAGCGAAUGUUAUGCAUUAGUUGUAAUAUACAGUGUACGUAUGUUAUAAUGUAUGAUUACUAUUAACGUGUACAAUCAAAGUGUUGACAAACACAUAUGUAUCCACCUGAUUGUAUUAUAAGUGUUGUACUAUAAGUGUGAUAAUUGUUUAAUCUUAUAGACAUUUUUGUAUUAAGUUAUGCAUAUUUACAUUAUAUCUAUACAUUGUACCUUGAAUUUGUGCAUUGAUUAUCACGAUUGACUUGAUAUAUUUUGAAAUAAUUCCGUAUGAGUAGUCAACAGUUUAGCCAGUCAACACUUUUUGUUUGAAUUGAAUAUGAAUUUACGAAUAUUA